Beta vulgaris subsp. vulgaris (sugar beet) is the source of this 558-nucleotide messenger RNA. Its product is annotated as cysteine-rich and transmembrane domain-containing protein WIH2. Gene Ontology annotation, cellular component: plasma membrane. NCBI's taxonomy places the organism in Eukaryota, Viridiplantae, Streptophyta, Magnoliopsida, Caryophyllales, Amaranthaceae. Bases 54 to 365 code for a protein of 103 amino acids. The transcript has 4 exons. The record is from RefSeq and is a predicted model, not a curated record.
CAAACAACAAACAACAAACAACAGAAGCAGCUACCAGCUUAGCAGAUACAAAGAUGAGUGCCUACCCUCCUCCCCAAGGUUACCCGCCUCCAGAUCAGGGCUACCCCAAAGAAGCAUACCCGCCUCCAGAUCAGGGUUACCCCAAAGAAGCAUACCCGCCACCAGGAGGGUACCCUGCACAAGGAUACCCACCACCUCCACAGGGAGGAUACCCACAACAAGGGUACCCUCCUCCACAAUAUGCCCCUCAGUAUGCCGCGCCACCGCCUCCUCAACAAGAGCAGAAGAAGCAAGUUGGUUUCAUGGAAGGAUGUUUGGCUGCUCUUUGCUGUUGCUGCGUUAUGGAUGCCUGCUUCGACUUUUAACAUCAAUAGCAGACUAGCAGUAGUCCAAUACUGGUGUCUCCGAUAACUUGAUAGAAAAAGAAAGCGAGUGAGAGAGAGUUCUUGAUUAUAUGGGAAAUGUUUACUGCUUUUUGGGGUGCAUUUGUGGGUUGUGAUUUUACCAACAAGAGUAUCAACUAUCAAGUAUCUAAAGAGCUACUAUUUGACAUUGCUA